UUAUUUUUGCCAACAUAUUUGCUAUCCACAAUGGAUGAAAAGCAAUUCACUCCCGUUAACACAUAUGAGUACCAAGCUUUGGCAAAAAGCAAGUUGCCCAAAAUGAUCUACGAUUAUUAUGCUUCAGGAGCAGAUGAUCAGUACACACUAGAAGAUAACAUGGCAGGUUUUCGAAGAAUACGCUUGCGGCCGCGAGUUCUGGUGGAUAUUUCAGUACAAGAUAUCUCAACCACUCUAUUAGGUAUAUCGAGCAGCUUUCCACUUAUAAUUGCACCUGCUGCAAUGCAGAAAAUGGCUCAUCCUCAAGGAGAGAUAGCAGUAGCUCGAUCAGCAGCAAAAAACAAAGUGAUAAUGACAUUGUCGUCUUUAUCAACUUACAGCUUGGAAGAAGUCGCAGAAUCUUCGCCAACAGGUCCAAAAUGGUUCCAACUUUACAUAUAUAAAGAUCGCCUUGUAACCAGGAAAUUGGUAGAAAGGGCAGAAAAGGCAGGAUACAAGGCUCUGGUAUUGACCGUUGACGCCCAGAGACUGGGAAGACGUGAAGCUGAUAUCCAUAAUAAAUUCACGUUGCCACAACACUUGACGUUUGGAAACUUCAAGAACUGGACAGCAAGCGAUGAUAAAAUUCGAACAAAGAAAAGCCAAGGUUCCGGUAUAGAAUCCUAUUUUGCAACGUUGAUGGAUCCUUCUGUUACUUGGAAAGAUAUUGCAUGGCUUAAGACAAUAACAAAACUCCCUAUAAUACUCAAAGGAAUAACAACGGCCGAAGAUGCAGCAAAGGCAGUUGAAAGUGGAGUUGCUGCAAUUAUUGUGAGCAACCACGGAGCUCGUCAGCUAGACGGGAUGUUGGCAACCAUAGACUGUGUUGAAGAAGUAGUUGGAGCAGUUCGUUCUCUAAUACCAGUAUUCAUGGAUUCCGGAGUUAGGAGAGGCACCGAUAUUAUCAAAGCUCUGGCACUUGGAGCACAGGCUGUUUGUGUAGGAAGACCCAUACUCUGGGGAUUGGCUGUAAGUGGAGAAGAUGGAGUAGACGAUGUUAUAAAUCUCCUUCGCAACGAAUUUCACUUGGGAAUGGGUUUAGUUGGAUGUCGUUCGGUGAACGAAAUCCACCGUCGUAUGGUUAAACGUCAAAAUGAUUCUUGUUUAGGAGUCUCAAGGUCACCCAAAUACGACGAACGGCUUUCUCAACCAAUUGCCCGUCUCUAAAGAAAGUCCAUACACAGAGAAAACUUGCCAAUAAAACUAGAAUUAUCCUA
Molecule: messenger RNA, 1256 nt
Organism: Galdieria sulphuraria
Lineage: Eukaryota; Rhodophyta; Bangiophyceae; Galdieriales; Galdieriaceae
Product: (S)-2-hydroxy-acid oxidase
Exons: 3
Coding region: 31-1206 (391 amino acids)
Molecular function (GO): oxidoreductase activity; FMN binding
Source: RefSeq, a predicted model, not a curated record